AUGAUGAAGGUGGUCAAUAAGGCCGCGCUUGUUUGCAAGCUGGUCGGUUAUGUCCUAGGCGCUUACGUCGCUUUCUUUUCUCGCAAUACCAAACCCCGCCGCCUCGCCACGGACGCGACUGAGGCCGAUCCCGAGAAACCCAAGCGCAAUAUUGUCAUCGUUGGGGCUGGUUUUGCCGGCUACUAUGCUGCGCGUAUAAUAUCCUGUGAUCUUCCCGCCGACAGCCCAUUCGAGGUCGUCGUCAUUGAGCCAAAUAGCCACUUUAACUUCACCUGGGGCAAGGUCGCGACCAUCAGCAGAGACUCGGUGACUCUCGCCGGCUCGGGUAAUGUCAUACCCUAUGAGUACUUGGUCAAGGGCGUGAAGCUCCUCCAGGCCAUGCAGCAGCGUAUCAAGGCUUCCAACAAGCUCGUCAUCGUCGGCGGUGGAGCGGCUGGUGUAGAGGUCGCUACUGACGCUAAGUCGCUGUAUCCCAACAAGACCGUCACCCUUGUGCAUUCACGAAGCGCAGUGAUGCACCGAUUCGGGACUGGACUACAAACCGCGGGUCUUAAAGGCCUUCAAGACUUGGGGAUCGAGGUCAUCCUGGGUGAUCGGCUGAUCGCCGAGGAUGAAGCAGCUGGCCUCGCUACUCUAAAAUCUGGGAAGACGGUAGAGUAUGACUGUAUCGUACACUGCACAGGACAAAGGCCAAGUUCCGCUAUCGUUAGCAGCAUUGCGAAGGAUGUUAUCACCGAGGAUGGCUACGUCAGAACAAGGCCAACUCUCCAAAUCGCCGACGACUCCCUUCCAAACGUGUUCGUGUGCGGAGAUCUUGCAGGCCAUGGAGAAGCAAAUCCCAAUGCGCGGUCGGCGAUGAGGAAGGCUAUGAUAUGCGCCGAUAACAUCGUCCUUGCCACCCAAGGAAAGGCUCUCAAGCACACCUAUGAGCCAUAUUGGGCGGACGCCGUCAUCAAGUUGACUUUAGGAAUGGAUCGAUCGGUGACUCAUUUUGGCGAUGGUAAGACUGAGCUGGCCUUCUACUCCAAGGAAAAGACCCUGCUCUAA
Molecule: messenger RNA, 1047 nt
Organism: Parascedosporium putredinis
Lineage: Eukaryota; Fungi; Ascomycota; Sordariomycetes; Microascales; Microascaceae
Source: the annotation of a GenBank genome assembly